Quercus robur (English oak) is the source of this 1002-nucleotide messenger RNA. Its product is annotated as transcription initiation factor IIB-like. Gene Ontology annotation, cellular component: nucleus; transcription preinitiation complex. The transcript is spliced from 2 exons. Gene Ontology annotation, biological process: transcription preinitiation complex assembly; DNA-templated transcription initiation. The record is from RefSeq and is a predicted model, not a curated record. Gene Ontology annotation, molecular function: TBP-class protein binding. The coding region runs from base 1 to 927 and encodes 308 amino acids. NCBI's taxonomy places the organism in Eukaryota, Viridiplantae, Streptophyta, Magnoliopsida, Fagales, Fagaceae.
AUGACAGACGGGUUUUGUACAGAUUGCAAGGCAUAUACACCUAUUGUGUUUGAUCACACGGCAGGUGACACAAUAUGCUCUGAGUGUGGACUCGUUCUUGAAUCCCGCUUCAUAGAUGAAACCUCGGAGUGGCGAACCUUUGCCGAUGAGUCCAGAGAUAAAGAUCCCAACCGUGUUGGUGCCCCCUCAGACCCUUUGCUCUUCGGUGGCGGGCUUGGCACGGUUAUUACCAAGAUUGGUGCUUCUUGUGAUUCUUCUUUUUCAUCUUCAAGAGUAAUUAACCAGUGGCAGAAAGUUGCACAAAACCCAGAUGCCUCUCUUAUCAAUAACUUCAAAAGGAUUGGUAACAUGGCUGAUACGUUAGGCCUAAUGGAGACUAUUAAGAAUCAUGCCAAAGAGUUAUACAAGAAGGUGACUGAUCAAAAUGCUUGUAGGGGAAGGAACUUGAGUCCCAUAAUGGCUGCUUGCUUGUACUAUGCUUGUCAAGAAGAGGGUUGUCCAAGGACAAUGAAGGAGAUUGCCAUGGUUACUGAGGGAGCAACAAGGAAGGAUAUAUACAGAGCCAAAAGGUUGGUAAAGGAAAAGUUAGAGAUUGGUAACAAAGUAAUACAUGCUGGGGAUCUUGCAAGACGUUAUUGUUCCAAUCUUGGUUUGAACAAUCUAGUAACAAAGGCUGUGCUAGAAACCGUGAAGAAAUCUGAAGAGUUUGACAUAAGGAGAACCUCUACAUCUAUUCUAGCAACGAUUAUUUAUAUGAUAACACAGCUUUCAGAUCGGAAGUGCUCUCUUCGAGAUAUUGUACUUAGUGCUGAAGUUUCAGAAUCGACCAUCAAAGGGACAUUCAAGGAUCUUCACCCUUAUGCUUCAAGGCUGAUACCUAAGUGGUAUGCAAACAAGAAGGACAUCGGGAAACUUUGCUUCCCUUGAAGCUGUGAAGAAAAUGGUGAUGCAAGUUACAAAGACUUCCUAGUUAGAACUGGAUUUUUAUUUUAUUUUAUUGUA